CCUCAUCCUCUACAUCUAUCACAAUACUCAUUUAAGUUCUCAAAACAACACAUGUCUAACAAGUCUGCUUCCCCAGGCAACGCUAAGAUCAGUAUAGACAAGAUGAAGAAAGAUUGGAAACUAGAAAAGGGAACAGAAGAAAGGAGUUUUGCGUGUCAGUGUCCCAGCCCAGGACACGAUCAAUACCAAAACAUAGACUUCUUCCCGUCAUCUGAUCCUGAGGCGGAAAUGCAGGCUGUUCAGAGAGAAAGGAAAUGUAAAAGAAGAUAUUACCCUGACACGAGGCAUCUGACCUACGAGGGUGCCAGGAUGACUUGCAGAAAACAGGGACUGGAGCUGGUAAAGAUAGAUAGCGAAGCGGAGAACGACCAGGCAGUGAGGGUGAUGAACAUCCGACAGAAGGGCCGGUUUGCGCCAGCUCUGUUCGAUGGUUCUAACUGGUUCUGGAUAGGAGCUAGCGACGUUCUGCUGGAGGGACGGUUUAUUUGGGAGGACAGAACUGCUUGUAACUACACUAACUGGGGCAAAGGACAGCCUGACAACGCUCACCCUCUCAGAGGAGGACAGAACUACGUGUCGGUAUACAGAGGAACAAAGAUGUGGGACGAUGCCCACUCUUUCAAAACGAGAUCCUUCCUCUGCUACGACAGCAGUGUUUCUCUGGAGGAGGAGCUCCAGUACGGUUGUAAUGAGCAAGAAGAGUUUGUGACUCAGAAGCCUCCUAAGAUGUUCGGUUUAGGUAAGACUAGGUUUUUUAAAUUAAAAUUUGCUUAAAUCGCUAAAACUACAUACUAUGUGCUAGGUUUCGAUGCUGAAGAUGAUGAUUCAACUGACAGUGAAGACGACAAAACUGACACUC
Molecule: messenger RNA, 859 nt
Organism: Bolinopsis microptera
Lineage: Eukaryota; Metazoa; Ctenophora; Tentaculata; Lobata; Bolinopsidae
Product: perlucin-like
Exons: 4
Coding region: 52-774 (240 amino acids)
Molecular function (GO): signaling receptor activity
Source: RefSeq, a predicted model, not a curated record